This is a messenger RNA of Rhinocladiella mackenziei CBS 650.93, 369 nucleotides long. RefSeq lists its product as uncharacterized. The record is from RefSeq and is a predicted model, not a curated record. Bases 1 to 369 code for a protein of 122 amino acids. Lineage: Eukaryota; Fungi; Ascomycota; Eurotiomycetes; Chaetothyriales; Herpotrichiellaceae. The transcript has a single exon.
AUGCUUGUCGUCAUAGGCAGCGAUGUUCUUUGCAGUGACCACUGCAUAUCGCCUGAGGACAAGCAAAUUGCUCCAUCACUCGCCGGAAAGGUUGCUGUUGUGAGCGGCUCUUCGUCCGGGAUUGGCACAGCGAUUGCGAGAGCGCUCUCUGGUCGAGGAGCCAACGUCGUGAUCAACUACUCAUUCAAGGAAAAUGCAGAUCAAGUCCUGCGGGGUUUGAAGGGAAGUGCAAAGUCUAUUGCGGUCGAAGCCGACCUCUCUACAAUAGCAGGGCCAACCAAGCUGGCAGCAGCCGCGGCAGAAAGCUUUUGGAAAAACCGACAUCCUCGUCAACAAUGCAGGACUCGGCGUUUUGUCAGAGCCCGAUGA